Messenger RNA from Cyprinodon variegatus (sheepshead minnow), 2272 nucleotides. RefSeq names its product complement C1q tumor necrosis factor-related protein 4-like (gene c1qtnf13). Lineage: Eukaryota; Metazoa; Chordata; Actinopteri; Cyprinodontiformes; Cyprinodontidae. Bases 47 to 1144 code for a protein of 365 amino acids. Gene Ontology annotation, molecular function: protein binding. The transcript is spliced from 2 exons. The record is from RefSeq and is a predicted model, not a curated record.
AGGAUACGCAGCAGCUCAAACAAAUCUGACUAAGAUUUAGUCCGCCAUGUCAAGUCUGUGCCAACUUACCUCAGCAGCUUCCUGGAGGUCACACUUACACUUGGGAUGUUUCCUCAUUCUUAUCCUGAUCAUUGGAGGAGCUUCAUCUCUUUAUGGGCCUGCUUUGACGACGGGCCUGGGCUCCGCCUUCUCGGCCGCUCAGACCAGCAGCGUUGUGGGAGGCAAGCAGAAAGCAGUGACUUUCAACAAGCUUAUGGUCAACACAGGAAGGGACUUUAAUCCAGAUACCGGCCACUUCCGCUGUCGCAUCCCUGGGGCUUAUUAUUUUUCUUUUUCUGUGGGGAAGUUCCCUGGAAAACUGCUCUCUGUCAUCCUGGUGAAGAAUGGGGAGGAGGUGCAAGCCAUGGCCUAUGAUGACUACCGCAGGAUAGGCAGGAAAGUCCAAAGCCAGAGUGUGAUGAUCAGUUUGAAGCAAAUGGACACUGUGUGGUUGCUUCUACAGCAGAGUCCCCAGUAUGCGGUGUACAGCACUGCUGGUCCUUACAUCACCUUCUCUGGUUAUCUGGUUUACCCAAAGCUUCAGCUGAUCAGUUAUAUCAGCAACCACCUUUCCUCUCCAGCUCUGUCUCACCUCAACUGCCCACCUCAGGCUGACCCCCGGAGCAGAGAUCCGGCUGUUGAGCAACAACGCUCAGCCUUCUCAGUGGCUCGCACAUCAACGUUUGUGGGUCAGAGUGGCGGGCACCAAAACAAACUUCCCCUCACUUUUGAUGUGGAAUUUGUCAACAUAGGGGGCCACUUCAACAAAACUUCAGGUCUUUUCACCUGUUACUUCCCUGGAGUGUAUUUUUUUGCUUUCACAGUGGGGAAACACCCUCGUAAGGCUGUCUCUGUAAAGCUGAUGACCGGGAGCGGGCAGGUCCAGGCGAUGGUGUUUGACGAAGACACGUCAAAGAGAAGAGAGAUGCAGAGCCAGAGCUUAAUGCUGCAACUUGACAGGGGGGAAACAGUAUGGCUGUACAGUCAGCAGGACAAACGCUACGCUGUUUACAGCAACCAGGGAAGGUACACCACAUUCUCUGGCUUCCUGGUCUACCCCACUGCAGAAAUAACCCCAAACAACCUGGACAGAUCCCACCUAUAAUAAGCUGUCAAUAAUGCUGUCUGUAGUUACUAACUAGUUCUGUAGGUUAAAUAUGUAAGUUAAAUGGAAACACUAACUAUAUUGCCAAAAGCUUUAUCUCUGCUUCAUUGACUCACAUUUGAGCUUAUUUGACAUCAAAUUCUUAAUCCAAAGAGUUCAAUACAAUAUUGGUUCACCCUUAGCAGCUAUGGUUAGUUUAAACUCUUCUGGAAAAGUUGUGCAUAAGGCUUAAGGAGUGUUAUAAUGUCAUUUCUAUGGCAAUUCUUCCAGAAGCACAAAGGCCUGGCUCUGUCUCCACUCUAAAUCACCCCAAAGCUGUUCUCUUUGGUUGAGGCCAGGACUCUGAGCAGGCCAUUUACCGUAAUCUCAUCCGUACCACACUCUCCUAUGCAUUUCUUUAUGUACCUUGCCUAGUGUACUGCGGCACAAUAAAGAGGAAUGGUCCAUCUUUAAAUUGUUCUACCAAAGUCCAAAGCCUGGAGGAUGGAAUUGAUUUAUAUCACUAGAGCUUAGGGGCUAAAUCUAGCUCCUGAAAAACAACCUUACAAAAAUAUCCCCAGAAACUCAUACUUUAAUUUGCCAGAAAGAGAUGCGCUUCUUAUCAUUUCAGAUUAAGAGCCUCCAUCAAUCAAUAAAUCAAGCAAAGGUUUGCUUUGCAUCUGACGCUUUAUAUUGCAGAAUACCCAUACCUCAAAGCUCUCCUCACUGUUCCUGAGCUAAUCUGACGGCCACAUUGAGGCUGGAGGACCUCUGUGCACCAUGCACACCAGCAUUCCUUUUUUUCCUGCCAGUUGAUGUGGCCUAUGACUUGGUGGAUGAGUUACUGUCAUUCCCAAUUGCUUCCAUUUUGUUGCAUCACUGAGAGCUGAUGUUGGAAUAUUAAAAAGCGAAUUACAUUCGACACUGAAAUUCAAUCACUUAGAGCGACUAUUCUGACAUAAAUGUUUGUAGAUGCUGCACACCAAGGACCAUGAAGUGGUUGCUACACCUGAUUUAAAUUAUUUGUAUGAGUGAACAAAUACUCUUUGAAAUGUAGUGUCUAAGAUGAGUUUGUGGAGUUUUUUUGUGGUUUAUUCCACCAGAUGGUGCUAGAAGACAGGAUUACCCCGGCAGCUUCUGCCAGUUAAA